This is a messenger RNA of Schistosoma bovis, 1920 nucleotides long. The record is from the annotation of a GenBank genome assembly. Lineage: Eukaryota; Metazoa; Platyhelminthes; Trematoda; Strigeidida; Schistosomatidae.
CGGCGGGAUGAUUGGAUUGCAUCGAUACUUGAAGUUAUUCAACCAAUGACGUUCCUCAACUAUCAUAAAUUCCUAACUACGAGUUUCCGUGGUUACAGUGUCAAGAAACUGCUUCCGAAGUACGAUGUAAUAAUUGUCGGUGGUGGGAUGGUUGGAUUUGGUUUGGCUGCCGUUGCGGCGGCUUCCAAAUUUCUCGGUAAGAAAAGCAUUCUAUUGCUGGAAAGUUCCGGUAAAAAAAAGUAUCAACGUAAAGAAGAAUAUGAAAAUCGUGUUGUUGCUCUUAACGACCUUUCCGUAAACAUGCUGAAAAAUAUUGGUGUUUGGGAAUUUAUUCAAUCAUUCCGUUCUCAGCCUGUAAAUAAAAUGAAAGUAUGGGAAACAAAGUCAAACCUUUACUUAACGUUUCAACGCAAUCCCUUGGCAUAUAUAGUAGAAAAUGAUUUAGUUAUUGAAUCACUUCGUAAUUAUUUGGAAUCUAAUAAUAAUUCUUCAAAUGUGACAAUACUAUAUGAAACGCAAGCUGAAAACAUUCAGCUGCCUUCUUCAGAUCAUCCAGAACAUUUAGUUCGUAUAGACGUUCAACAGAGGACACAGGAUAAACGGGAAACUGUUGAAACAGAUCUACUUAUUGGUGCUGAUGGGUUCAAUUCACUUGUCCGUAGAACAGCUAAUAUUCAUACAAUUGGUUGGAAUCAUAAUCAAAAAGCUAUUGUAGCAACUUUAAAAUUGGAACAGGCUAAUAAUGAAUCUAUCGCUUGGCAAAGGUUUCUACCAACAGGCCCAGUUGCAUUACUCCCAUUGUCAAAAGAAUAUUCAUCAUUAGUUUGGAGUACAACUUCGUAUGAAGCUGAUCGUCUUAUGAAUUUAAAAGAUUUAGAUUUUAUUAAAGAGUUGAAUGACUGUUUGGUAAGUUGUGUUGAAAUUCUUUGAUUCAUGCUUUUAUAUGUACUUACUAUUCAAUGAGUAAAUGGGAAAUUUCUUUGUAAUAAGCUCAUGUAAAAUUAAUUAAACCUCAUACAACUCUCCAAACAACUAAUUAUUUGUGGAACCUUACUUUUUUUGAAGGUCCGAUAUUAAAAUCUCUGUGUUUUAGAACAUUUCAUUCAAUUUGAUAUAUUAAAGCCACUAUGCUAAUGUUACGGUCUUUAACUAUUGUAAUAUUCAAUAAUUCCCUCAUAUUUGUUUAUCUUUGCUGAAUUAUAUCCCACUUCUUCCCGAUAUUUUUUUCUUUCGAGAAAUAUGUAUUCUUUUCUUCAUUUGUUAGACUAAACCUAAUGAAUCGACGUCACAAAUUGGUGCACUUUUCAAUAAGAUGGGACAAUGUUUUGCUAGUGUUGUUGAUUACUUUGGUAAUCAAAUAAAAUCUACAGACAAUGAAAGUGAAUCCAACUCAUUUUCAACACCAACAGUAUUAUCGAUUCAACCAAAUACGAAAAGGGCUUGUUUCCCUCUAGGUUUUCAACAUGCCACAUUUUAUUCAGCUCCUCGUGUGGCACUAGUGGGGUAUGUUAAUCAUUUAAAUACGUAUUUAAACAAUAAUAUCAGUGAAUUUUACUGCUUGCAUCAUAGCCAUUGACCUUUGUUAGAUAACCACUGGAAAACUAAAAGCAGUGGAUAGCCAUUUUGCCUUGGUAUGGGAUUUCUCAACAGUGAGCACCUAUGACCCUACCGGCAAUAAAACACACUGCCUUCCAGUCUUGGAGAGUAAACUGUAAAAUACUAUUAGUUUGAUGGAGUAGUUUUUAACGCUACUUAUCAAUCAAUUGUUAUCUAUUAUGUUCGUUUCUAAGUGAGUCAGUCAUCUAUGAGAUGGUAUACACAUCCUGAGUAGCAAGAGAGUAAGUUUAUAUAACACAGAAACAAAUAUAUAUAUACAAUCAUAACGCUAUAGGGCAAAUAAUUCCUAGGAAAGUCAGAUAU